This is a messenger RNA of Chenopodium quinoa (quinoa), 3857 nucleotides long. RefSeq names its product protein argonaute PNH1-like. The record is from RefSeq and is a predicted model, not a curated record. The transcript has 24 exons. Gene Ontology annotation, biological process: regulatory ncRNA-mediated post-transcriptional gene silencing. Bases 881 to 3703 code for a protein of 940 amino acids. Gene Ontology annotation, molecular function: RNA binding; protein binding. Gene Ontology annotation, cellular component: cytoplasm. Lineage: Eukaryota; Viridiplantae; Streptophyta; Magnoliopsida; Caryophyllales; Amaranthaceae.
GCAACACAAAUCAUGUGUAAUGUGUAACUUUCAUACUCGUAGCUAUUAGCGUGACUAAUACAGUAAUACCUGAUCUGAUCGUAAAACCAUUUCACAUGAAACCUCCUCUUCUAUAUUUUUUUAAAAAAAAAAAGCGUAACUUACAUAUACUCAUAGCUAUUUGCGUGACUAAGACAGUAAUAUCUGAUCAGAUCGUCAAACCUUAUCACAUAAACCUCCUCUUCUAUGUUUUAAAUUUAAAAAAAAAUUAUGCAUAACUUACAUAUACUCAUAACUAUUUGCGUGACUAAUACCUUAUCUGAUUGUCAAACCGUUUCACAUGAAACAUCCUGUUCCAGACUUCUAUAUUUAAAAUAUGAAAAAAAAUAAUGUAACCUCCAUGAUAGUGGUAUAAAAAGAAAUAAAGAAAGGAAUCACUAUUUCCAACUUCACUUGCUUCCAUUUUAUCCCCAUAAAAUUCCCUUUCACUUGGUUUCAGUGUUAGUGCUCUCUGCUACUCACUUCACUUCAAUUCUCCCCACCCUAACUUCUCUAGCUUACCUUCAAUUCAUUCUUCCUCCAUUUCUUCUUCUUCUUUUUUUUUUUCUCCCUUCGUUUUCUCAAUCCCAGGUAUUACUUUCUUUUACUCUCUCCUAUUUUUUCCAUUUUCCUCCAUUUUUUUUCCUUCACUGUUUGAUUUCUCCAUCACUUUAAUUUGCUUCUUCUCCAAGUUUCUACGAGAUUGGAGUAGAAUAUUUAUCAAGCAUCAUCAAAAGAGGAGAAGACUAUACGACGUAGUUUCCAACAGUCUAGCUACUUGUUGAGGUAUUAAUGCUAUACGGCUCUGUUGCUGCUGUUGCUUAAGUUUAUAAAGCGGAGACGUUAAAUCAUAGCUAAAGAAAUGCCGAAUCGACAUAUAAGAGACCCGGAGCAGAAGCAUAUGAUCCCCAAGAAACCUGUGGAAAGCAGCUUAGUGAUUUCGUUGCCAUCUAACAAGUCUUCCCAGAAUGCUAAAGAGAGAUUGGAAGAUGCUCCGAAAAAUGCUAAGCGGAGGAGAGGAAGAAGAAAGACAAAAGGUGCCAUUGUUGAAGAUUUACCCGCUGACGGGAAACUUCAGUUGCAUGCUGAGCCUCCCACAUCCAACAAGGGCAUUGUGUUCCAACAGAGGCCGGGUUUUGGCCAGUUGGGCACUAAGUGUGUUGUUAAGGCGAAUUAUUUUCUUGCUGAGUUAUCGAGGUCGGAUUUAUGUCAAUAUAAUGUUACUAUAACUCCUGAAGUAAAAUCAAGUAAAUUGAAUAAAGCUGUCAUGGCUGAGCUUGUGAAACUUCACAGAGAAACUAACUUGGGUGCAAAGCUUCCUGUUUAUGAUGGUAAGAAGAAUCUUUACACUGCUGGACUACUGCCUUUUACGACGAAAGAGUUCAAGGUUACAUUGCUUGAAGAGAGUGAUGGGUUUGAAUCAACGAGGAAAAAUGAAUUCGAGGUUAAAAUCCAGUUUGUUGGUUUUGCUCGAAUGCAUGAACUACAUGAGCUUCUUGCAGGUAAACAGGUUAAAGCACCUCAAGAAGCUCUCACAGUCAUUGAUACUGUCUUGAGGGAAAUGGCCGCAAAAAGGUAUUUACCAUUUGGAAGAUUAUUCUAUUCUCCUGAUAUUCAAAAGCCUCAUCAACUUGGUGGUGGUUUACACUCAUGGCGUGGCUUCUAUCAGAGUGUAAGAGCCACGCAGAUGGGAUUGGCCCUGAAUAUUGAUAUGUCAGCAAGCGCAUUCAUUGAAGCACUCCCAGUAGUUGAAUUUGUAGCUCAAAUAUUGGGGAAGGAUGUACGUUCACGACCAUUGUCUGAUGCAGAUUCUGUUAAGGUUAAAAAAGCACUUAGAGGCAUCAAAGUGGAGGUUACUCACAGAGGAAAUGUACGGAGGAAAUAUCGAGUGUCAGGAUUGUCAGCACAGCCUACCAGAGAGCUAAUCUUCCCAGUUGAUGAGCAAAUGAAUAUGAAGUCAGUGAUUGAGUACUUCCAGGAGGUCUAUGGAUUUACCAUUCAAUAUGCUCACCUCCCUUGCCUUCAAGUAGGAAAUCAAAAGAAAGUAAAUUAUUUGCCGAUGGAGGCAUGCAAAAUAGUUGGAGGACAGAGAUAUACGAGAAGAUUGAAUGAAAAACAGAUAACAUCUCUACUCAAAGUUACAUGUAGACGACCAAGUGACCAGGAAACAGAUAUUUUGCAGACUGUUCACCAGAAUGGCUACAACCAAGAUCCCCAUGCACAAGAGUUCGGCAUAAAGAUAGAUGACAAACUUGCUACGGUUGAGGCUCGUGUUCUUCCUGCUCCAUGGCUGAAGUACCAUGAUACUGGAAAAGAGAAACAACACUUGCCUCAGCUUGGUCAGUGGAAUAUGCUAAACAAGAAAGUGAUUAAUGGGAGCACUGUAAGUAACUGGGCUUGCAUCAACUUCUCAAGAAGUGUACAAGAGACGGCUGCUCGUGGGUUUUGUCGUCAGUUGGUGCAGAUGUGUCAAGUCUCUGGAAUGGAAUUCAACCCUGAACCUGUAAUCCCUAUCCAUUCUGCAAGGCCAGACCAGGUGAAGAAGGCCUUGAGAUAUGUAUGUAAUGCUGCUGCUAGCAAACUUGAUGGGAAGGAGCUGGAGUUGGUUAUUGCCAUUCUACCGGACAAUAAUGGCUCUCUAUAUGGUGAUUUGAAGCGAAUUUGUGAGACGGAUUUGGGAUUGAUUUCGCAAUGCUGCCUAACCAAAUAUGUCUUGAAAGUUUCCCGGCAAUACCUAGCGAAUCUGUCCUUGAAAGUUAAUGUAAAGUUGGGAGGAAGAAAUACAGUCCUUUUGGACGCUUUGAGCUUGAGAAUUCCAAUGGUUAGUGACAUCCCAACAAUAAUUUUUGGAGCUGAUGUAACUCAUCCAGAAAGUGGGGAAGAUACUAGCCCAUCCAUCGCUGCUGUUGUAGCAUCUCAAGAUUGGCCAGAAGUAACAAAGUAUGCUGGCAUGGUAUCUGCUCAGGCACACAGACAGGAAAUUAUACAAGAUUUGUUCAAAACCUGGCAAGACCCACAACAAGGAACUGUCACUGGAGGCAUGAUCAGAGAACUUUUGCUAUCCUUUAAGAGGGCCACUGGACAAAAGCCGCUGAGGAUAAUAUUUUACAGGGAUGGUGUCAGUGAUGGACAGUUCUAUCAUGUUCUAUUGUAUGAGCUUGAUGCCAUUAGAAAGGCAUGUGCAUCACUGGAACCCGGCUAUCAACCUCCAGUGACUUUUGUUGUGGUUCAAAAGCGUAAUCAUACAAGAUUAUUUCCAAACAAUCACAAUGACAAGAGAAGCACUGACAAGAGUGGGAACAUCUUGCCCGGUACUGUGGUAGAUACUAAAAUAUGUCAUCCAACCGAUUUCGACUUCUUUCUCUGCAGUCAUGCUGGGAUUCAGGGAACCAGCAGACCUGCACACUACCAUGUUCUCUGGGAUGAUAACAAUUUCACUGCCGAUGAGAUACAAUCUUUAACAAACAACCUUUGUUACACGUAUGCUCGCUGCACACGAUCUGUCUCAGUUGUCCCUCCAGCAUAUUAUGCCCAUCUGGCAGCUUACAGAGCUCGGUUCUACAUGGAACCUGAUAGUAGUGAUAGUUCAGGGGGAUCACAUAAUUCACGCGCAAACAAAGGCCAAAGCUUCCGCCCGUUGCCAGAAUUGAAGGAUAAGGUCAAGAAUGUAAUGUUUUACUGCUAAGCGUAGAUUGACAGUAGAUUAAUCAUGUGUAUAGUUCCUCGUGUAAUUAUAGUUGUAGUGACUAGUGAAUAGUGCAUAACAAAUUUUGAUAGUUAUGAGAAGCUUUUGCUAGUCCUUCAAUUAUGAAUGUAUAAGUCAUAUAUCAUAGCCUCCA